Python bivittatus (Burmese python) is the source of this 2501-nucleotide messenger RNA. RefSeq names its product phospholipase A2 group VI (gene PLA2G6). Gene Ontology annotation, molecular function: long-chain fatty acyl-CoA hydrolase activity; protein binding. NCBI's taxonomy places the organism in Eukaryota, Metazoa, Chordata, Lepidosauria, Squamata, Pythonidae. The record is from RefSeq and is a predicted model, not a curated record. Gene Ontology annotation, biological process: cardiolipin acyl-chain remodeling; positive regulation of ceramide biosynthetic process. Gene Ontology annotation, cellular component: mitochondrion.
AGAGGCGAUCACGUGAGGCAAUUGGGACUUUGUUGGCGGAAAUAGUAGCGGGGUGAAUAAUAGCUGGGUGGAAGCGUAUUGAAAGAAGAUUGUUUAGGGCAUAUUUUAGAGGCAUGCAGUUCUUUGGACGACUUAUGCAUACUCUGAACAGUGUCACCCACUUGUUCUCAAACCCUUACCGGGUAAAGGAGGUACCUCUAGCAGAGUAUACAUCUCGGAAGCAGGUUAAACAAGACGAUAGGAUAGUCCUGUAUGAAAACAGUUCAGCUCGAUCUUGGGACUGUCUACUCAUUAACCCUCAGAAUCAAACUUCUGCCUUCCGGCUUUUUCAAGCUGACAGUGAAGCAAAUGCAACUGAAUAUUUUGAUCUGUACACGAAGCUGUUGCGUCCCUUUUAUGAGAGCUAUCACGAUCCUUUGCCUCUGGAAACUUUGCAGCACCUGACAGACUGUUUUCGAAGUCACCCCAGUUGGUCACUAGCACACAUAGCUGUAGAGACUGGACUUCUGGGAAGCUUCCGACACAAUCUCAUUCUGAGCUGCAUAAAUAGCAACAGUUCUGACAAUGAAUGCACCCCGCUUCACUUAGCCUGCCAAAAAGGUGACCUUGAAUGUCUGAAGGAGCUGCUGGAGGAGUGCCAUGCCCAUCUUGAUCUUACAGACAAAAACGGAGAAACUGUCUUCCACUAUGCUGUUCGAGGAAGCAACCCAAAGAUUAUAGAGCUCCUGGGCAAGAAACCAACUGCUGCUUUGGACCAUCUGAAUGAUGAAGGGCAGAGCGCAUUGCACCUGGCCUGCCAGCUGGGCAAAGAAGAUGCAGUCUUCUCUCUUCUUAAGGUUCAUGCCAAGUGCAAUAACUUGGGAGCGCUGGGCUAUCCUAUCCACACUGCUAUGAAGCAUUCUCAGAAAAGGUGUGCAGAAAUCCUCCUUGAUAAAGAAAUCAACCAGAUUCAGUUUCUGGACCCACGAUACGGUGGUACACCCCUUCACUGGGCCAGAAAUGCAGAGAUGACCCGGUUGCUUAUUGAGUUUGGCUGUGAAGUGAACAUCCUCAGUGCAACAGGAGAAUCAGCCCUUCAUAUUGCUGUGAGGCGUGGGCGUUUUGAUUGCACAAUGGUUUUGUUGACACAUGGAGCUAUGCCUAAUACUAAAGAGAAGGAUGGCAACACACCACUUCACCUGGCCAUGCAGCAAGAUCACAUAGAAAUGAUCAAGGCCCUUAUUGUGUUUGGAGCAGAUGUGGAUAUCCCCAAUGAUUUAGGGGAGACACCUGGCUUGGUGGCAGCCAGGACAAGCAAAGGUGCCAACCGGAAAGUUCUUUUAGAUCUGCUGCAAAUGAUAGGGAUUGAACGCUGCCAUCCACCUGGCAUACCUACCUCAUCAUCAUCCACUUCCAUCUUCCCAGAAAGACCACCAGCCCCACGGAGUUCUGGCCUAGAAUUCCAAGACAUCAUCCAUGUUUCAGCAGCUCUUGGCAACUUGCUAAAGAAACCAGAUGUGGUGGACUCUGCCCCUCAGAAGAGCAGAAACCUGGACCGCCUCCUGAGUCUGGACGGUGGGGGUGUCCGGGGCAUUGUGCUCAUCCAGUUUCUCAUCGCUAUAGAGAAAGCUGCAGGGCGUCCCAUCAGAGAGCUCUUUGACUGGGUGGCGGGGACUAGUACAGGGGGAAUUUUGGCCCUGUCCAUUGUACAUGAGAAGCCCAUGGACUACAUGCGCUGUGCAUAUUUUCGCAUGAAAGAUGAGGUCUUUCGAGGGUCGCGGCCCUAUGAAUCUGAGUGUCUUGAGAAUUUCCUGAAGAAGGAGUUUGGAGAGCAUACCAAAAUGACAGAUAUCAAGAGUCCCAAGGUCAUGUUGACAGCAACACUGAGUGACCGACAACCUGCUGAGCUCCACUUGUUCAGGAAUUACAAUCCGCCAGAACGAAGAAACAAAUCUCGUUUCAGGAUGAUAGGCUCAUUUCAAGCAAUGACCAGGCCAGAAGAUCAACUGGUAUGGCAGGCUGCCCGCUGCAGUGGAGCUGCUCCAACAUAUUUUCGGCCCAGAGGACGGUUUCUAGACGGAGGGCUGCUAGCCAACAAUCCCACUUUGGAUGCCAUAACUGAGAUCAAUGAAUACAACAAGUCUUUAAUCCAGAAAGGUCAGGGUGACAAGGUGAAGAAGUUGGGAGUUGUUGUCUCUCUUGGAACCGGCAGAACACCAAAAGUUCCCGUGAGCUCUGUGGAUGUCUUUCGUCCCUCCAACCCUUGGGAAUUGGCCAAGACUGUCUAUGGAGCUAAAGAACUGGGCAAACUGGUGGUGGACUGUUGCACAGAUGCAGAUGGACCAUGUGUUGACCGUGCAGUAGCCUGGUGUGAGAUGAUAGAUGCCCAUUAUUUCAGGUAUGUGCAAUGUACAAAUAGGGAGGCGGCCGGGGUCUUGGACGGGAUCGCGCCCAUGCAACCUCUCUUGCCACAUCAGCCCCGACACUCCCCGUGGUUUACGGAGGAGUUGAGGGUGCUGAAG